This is a messenger RNA of Selaginella moellendorffii, 1479 nucleotides long. RefSeq names its product transcription factor MYB20. The record is from RefSeq and is a predicted model, not a curated record. The transcript has 3 exons. NCBI's taxonomy places the organism in Eukaryota, Viridiplantae, Streptophyta, Lycopodiopsida, Selaginellales, Selaginellaceae. Bases 406 to 1479 code for a protein of 357 amino acids.
AAAUAGCUCGCGGAUCAAUCAAUCAGCAAAGAGAUGAUCGCCUUUAAUGGAGUAUGUAUAUAAAUCCGGUGGUCUCGUGUUCUUCCUUUAGGCAUUUUUCCUGGCACUCGGGUAAUAUCCCCCUCCUCCCCCAGCUCUCCACGAAUCAACCCAUUCCUCCUCCAUGCUCUUUCUCUCUGACUCGAGCCUUGCUAGAUUCAAUGCCGCUGCUGCUGCUGCUGUCCGUUUGCGUCAUUUAAUCUUCUGCGAGAAGACAGAAGACGAAUAUUAAAAAAGUAUCGUCGAUCGCGAGCAAGCAAUUCUUUCUCUCCCAGUCUCCCAAAGUACGAAAGACUCGAACAAUUCAUAGUAGAAUUCAUCACUCCACCUCUUCCCUCUCUUCUAGUUCUUCCCCUCUAUCUAGCCAUGGGAAGGCAGCCAUGCUGUGAGAAAGUAGGACUUAAAAAGGGGCCAUGGACUGCAGAGGAGGACAGGAAGCUCAUACACUACAUCACCAGCCAUGGGCACGGAUGCUGGCGUGCAGUUCCUAAGCUAGCUGGACUCCUACGCUGCGGAAAGAGCUGCCGCUUGCGGUGGACGAAUUAUCUCCGCCCCGAUCUCAAACGCGGUGUUCUCACGGAGCAAGAGGAGCAGAUGAUCAUCGAUCUGCACGCUGUCAUGGGAAACAGGUGGUCUCGCAUUGCGGCACAGCUCCCCGGCCGGACGGACAACGAGAUCAAAAACUACUGGAACACCAGGAUCAAGAAGAAGCUCCGGCAGAUGGGGAUCGAUCCAAUGACUCAUCAGGCCAUCAGCAGCAGCACCGCCAGCGGCCUGAGCUGCGUCACCGAGGAGGCGUCGCAGGCGGCGUCGCCAUCCUCGUCCACACCUGCGACCAUCCAAUUCACCAGCAGUCAGCAAGCGCAGGAGAACUUAGCGGAGACCAUGAUGAACCUGCUCGUCCAGGAGAUGCCAGGCGCUGACACCUCCGCUCACGAGUAUCUGGUCGUGCCACCCUCCUCGUCCGCUUCCUCUUCUUCUUCCUCCGGGAGUUCCUGGCAGCAACUGGCAAUGCUCAUGCCUCCCCCUCGCUUCCCGCAGCCAGAGGCCGCAGCACAGCUCCCGUGCUGUCUCCAAAAGCAGGAGACGGACUCCAGCGAGCAGCAGCAGCAGCAGCAGCAGCAAUCCACGAGUACGACUGUUGCAUGCGUGAAGCGGGAAGUGUCAUCGUCGCCGUCCCUGUGGGAGAUCAUCAACGGCCCCAGCAGCUUCCUCGACGACGAGUCGGCCUGCUCGCCGAGUUACUUCCAGCAAUGGAGCCACCCUGGUGCUGCUCAGCACCCCGUGACCGUUGCCAAUGCCUCCAGUUCACAUGAUCCCUGGCGUUCGCACCCAGCUUUUGUUGAAAGCCAGCACCAGCCUCAAGAGGAAGGCGUCCGCUACCCACACUCUUGCCAAGAGGAGCUCCAGAGGCUGGCUGCCAUCCUCGAUGACAUGUAA